Messenger RNA from Oncorhynchus mykiss (rainbow trout), 5941 nucleotides. The record is from RefSeq and is a predicted model, not a curated record. Lineage: Eukaryota; Metazoa; Chordata; Actinopteri; Salmoniformes; Salmonidae.
GAGAGAGAGAGAAGUAGAGAGAGAGAGAGAAGUAGAGAGAGAGUGAGGUGGCGCGAGAGAGAGAAGUAGAGAGAGAGAGAGAGCGAGAGAGAGAGACUGUUUCUCUGGUCUAGUUCAGGCAGUUAUUUUCUCUUCUCAAGGCUACCUGGAUAUUACUGGAUGGUACUGUGCACUGCAACGCUAGCCUAGCUCUCUCAUCCUCCUCUCCUCUCGUCUUCCUCUCUGCCCUGUACGUGUGUUGGGAAGGUGCCUGUCUCAGGUGCAGACAUGGCCACCUCUGUGCUCUCCAGGAUUAUUCUAUGUCUGGCUAUAUCUCUGUUUCCGGUAUUGACAGUGACCAGCCAGGAUGUCAACCUAGGGCACGAAGACAGCUGUGCCGAAAACGGCAAAGUCUACAGCAACAACGAGAUUUGGAACCCGGAGCCAUGUAAGAUCUGUGUGUGUGACCUGGGGACUAUUACCUGUGAAGACAUCCGAUGUGAAGACCUAGCCUGUAAGGACACCAGCACCCCUGAGGGAGAAUGUUGCCCUGUGUGUUCUGAGGCCGCAGGAACCCAGGGCCAGCAGGCUACUACCUGGGAUAAUCUGCUACCAAAGAUCAAAACAGUAGAGGAGAAGAAGGAUGAGAGCUGCAGGGACAACGGGCAGGUGUACGCCCACAACGACAUGUGGACCCCAGAGCCGUGCAGGGUGUGUGUGUGUGACAGUGGAACCACCAUCUGUGAGGAGGUGCAGUGUGAGAUGGUGGGGAACUGUGAGAAGGUGACCAUCCCUGAGGGAGAGUGCUGCCCUGUGUGUGACAGCUUCUCCAGCGCUAACAGGAGGAUAGAAAUGAUGGCGUUCAAGGGUCAGAAAGGUGAACCUGGUGAUAUCCCUUACGUCGUGGGGCCAGUAGGUCAACCCGGACCAAUGGGUCCUCCCGGGGCUCAGGGGAACAGAGGAUACACUGGUUUCAAGGGCAGAAAAGGUUUACAGGGCCCAGCUGGCAUCGACGGGGAACCAGGAGUCCCAGGGAACCCUGGUGAGCCAGGAUCCCCCGGCCAGCCCUCACACCCUGGGGGUCAGCUGGUCUCUCAAAUGGCAGCAGGCUUCGGUGAGAAAUCAGCUGGGAUGAUGGGAAUGAUAUCUGGCAACAGGGGUGAGGCAGGACCAAGAGGGCCUCCUGGACAGUCCGGUCAACCAGGCCCUACAGGGGGGCAGGGGGCCCCAGGAGACGUUGGAGACCCCGGAUCCAUGGGUGGCUUUGGUCACAGAGGACCUGAGGGCCCACCAGGAAAACCAGGACCAGAUGGAGAAUCUGGCCCAACCGGAAUAGAUGGAGAUAAAGGAGCCGCUGGAUCUGCCGGUGCCAGAGGUUUCCCAGGACUGCCAGGUCACCCUGGACUGAAAGGCCUUAAGGGUCAUGCAGGUCUUCUAGGGGCGAGAGGUCAAUCUGGUGCUGCUGGGUCAAAGGGCCCAUCAGGUACUCCAGGUGGAAUGGGGCCCCCUGGUCCUGCGGGUCCAGCAGGAAUGCAAGGGGAGAGAGGAAGGAGUGGGCCAACUGGACCUGUGGGGAAACGUGGUGAAUCUGGACAUAUUGGGAAAGCAGGACCACAGGGUCCUAUGGGGAUCACUGGAGCUCUAGGAUUCCCAGGUAGUCCAGGUAUAAAGGGGCAACCAGGGCCCCCAGGAGCACGAGGGACAGGGGGCCAGCAAGGACCAAGAGGGGAGGCCGGACGCGUGGGAUUGGCUGGAGCUACGGGAAUUCAGGGUCCAACAGGAACAGAGGGUGCUGCUGGAACCAAAGGACCAUCCGGAGCUCCAGGUGUCCAGGGUCCGACUGGACUGCUUGGCCCCGCGGGGCCCCCCGGACCACAGGGAACCACUGGACUGCCCGGGCCUAAGGGCCAACUGGGUGAUUUAGGCAUUCCCGGAUUCAAAGGAGAGGCUGGAUUCAAAGGAGAAUCUGGUGCACCUGGUGAUCAUGGAGCGCUGGGUCCCAUGGGAGAGGAGGGGAGGAGGGGAGGACGGGGUGACGCUGGGACUUCAGGAGCCGCUGGACCCAAUGGAGAGAGAGGUGCUCCUGGCAGUAGAGGUUUUCCUGGUCAGGAUGGGUUACCUGGUCAAAAGGGUGCCCAAGGUGAGCGAGGACUGGGUGGAUCAUCUGGUGCCAAAGGUGCCGAUGGUGACCCUGGACGCACUGGAGAGCCAGGUCUUCCAGGGGCACGGGGUCUGUCAGGUCUUCUCGGCUCCCAGGGUCCUGAGGGACACCAAGGACCAAUGGGAGGAGGAGGAGAGGAUGGGGGACCAGGUCCAGCAGGGUCAGAUGGUACCAGAGGUCUAGCUGGAACCAUGGGUGUAGUUGGACCAAAAGGCUUUACUGGAGACCCUGGUAAGGCAGGAGAAGUGGGGACCCCAGGUGUUGCAGGACAGAGGGGGGUUAAUGGGAAAGCUGGAGAGAUGGGCGCUGGUGGCACUGCUGGUCCAGCAGGAGUUGCAGGGAAGAGAGGAGAGCAAGGACCUCCUGGUAUGAAUGGCUUCCAGGGUCUACCUGGGUCUGCUGGUCCACCUGGAGAGUCUGGGAAACCAGGUGCUGAGGGUAUCGCUGGAGAGGGAGGGGCUGCUGGUCUCACAGGGCCAAGGGGUGAGCGGGGCAUCCCAGGAGAGAGAGGUGAUGUGGGAACUAACGGACUACCGGGGCCCAAAGGUAUUUCAGGAGGGCCAGGACCAGAGGGACCAAAGGGGGGGUCUGGAACUAAAGGAACCGUUGGGGACAUAGGAGCUGCAGGCCUGCAGGGGAUGCCAGGGGAGAGGGGUAUCCCUGGUUCUCCUGGUCCUAAAGGAGAUGUGGGUUCAGUUGGUGAGAAAGGAACCGAGGGUACUGCUGGAAACGACGGGCCCGGGGGACUUCCUGGUCCAGUUGGACCAACAGGAGGCAUUGGGCUCAGUGGUGAUAAGGGAGAGGCCGGCCCUAAAGGGCCCCCUGGACGUCGAGGAGCGAGAGCAGUGGCCGGAGCUUCUGGGGAGCCUGGUCCAACCGGUGCAGUAGGAUUCCCUGGGUCUCCUGGUCCCGAUGGGCAACCCGGGGUCAAAGGUGAACCAGGAGAGAGGGGUCAGAAGGGUGAGGCUGGAGCACAGGGACUCCAGGGAACAGCUGGUAAACUUGGUUCCCAGGGUCCUGAUGGUGUGACUGGACUAAAGGGGGCCAGAGGAACACAAGGGGCCGCGGGUGGGUCUGGUUUCCCAGGAUUCCCCGGGGGAGUUGGUCCAGCAGGCUCCGUUGGUGAGGUAGGGGUGCCUGGAGACAUUGGUACCCCAGGGAAGGCAGGUACUCCGGGACUUAGAGGCGAGAAUGGAGGCCCUGGGCGUGUAGGAGAGAGAGGGGCCCCGGGCCCAGCAGGUGCCCCAGGAGACAAGGGAGAGCCUGGAGAGGAUGGACCAGGGGGCCCUGAUGGGCCGGCGGGACCACCAGGUAUCUCAGGACAGCGAGGUGUUGUGGGCAUACCUGGAGUCAGAGGAGAGAGCGGGAUGGUUGGGCCCCCCGGUACUGCUGGUGCACCCGGAAAAUCAGGUGCCCCCGGAACUCGGGGAGGCAAGGGUGCUGUCGGUGCAGUCGGGUUACCAGGGACAACCGGACCAAGAGGGGACCUUGGUCUUACGGGGAAUGCUGGGUCUGAUGGGGUACCUGGCAAGGAUGGACUUAUAGGAGCCAGGGGAGAUAGAGGGAAUCCUGGUGCUGAGGGUCUUGCUGGAACUCCGGGGCUUCAUGGCUCUGUUGGUCCAGUCGGCACCUCUGGAGUCCCUGGGAAGAGAGGAGACAAUGGUGCUAGAGGGCCUCCAGGACCCCAGGGACAAUCAGGGAUCCGGGGGAAGCUGGGGCCUCAAGGGCCACAGGGAGACAGGGGAGCCAAAGGAGACCAAGGAGAGAGAGGGCAGAAAGGCCACAGAGGCUUCACUGGAUUGCAAGGCUUACCUGGGACAACUGGACAAUCUGGGGAUGUUGGAGCUCGAGGAAUUGUAGGACCUACUGGACACAGAGGGCCCCCUGGUGUGGUUGGCCCCGCAGGAGGUGAUGGACAAAUCGGGCUGACCGGGCCCAUGGGAUCUCCUGGAUCAAGAGGAACCAGUGGAGACAUCGGACCUCAGGGGCCUCCUGGGGAUGCUGGUCCCCCUGGUCCCCCAGGGACCCCUGGCCCUCCCACUGCUGGGGCUGAUAUGUUUGGCUUCAGCAGCUCCUUCAACUACGACUACGGCGAGGACCAGGAUGGACCACCUCCACCCCCAGAGUUUAACGGGGAUGAAUCAGCCCCCCCUCAACCCCCUCCAGAGUCCAACUGGAUCGACUCUGGCCCCCAUCCCCCUCCAGAGUUCAACGACGAUGAGGCGCGUCCCAAUAAUGCCUCGACCGUCCUCGGGGCAGACCAGAGCGUCCAGACCACGCUGAAGAGCCUCAGUGGAAACCUGCAGAACAUGAAGUGUCCCGAUGGCAGCCAGGCCAACCCCGCCAAAACCUGCCAGGACAUCAAGCAGUGCCACCCCCUUAAAAAGACCGGAGACUACUGGCUGGACCCCAACCAGGGCAGUACCAAGGAUGUUAUCAAGGUGUUCUGCAACAUGGAGACUGGUGAGACCUGCAUCUCAGCCCACCCCAUCUCAGCCAGCAUCCCUCGCAAAACAUGGUGGACCAAAUCCACUCCCACUGCCAGCAAACCUGUCUGGUUUGGAGCAAAUAUGAAUGGAGGAACUAAAUUUAGCUAUGGCAACAAGGAGGAGCUGCCCAACGCCGUAACCAUUCAGAUUAGGCUGAUCCGCCUGCUUUCUAAGGAGGGUGUCCAGAAUGUCACCUACCACUGCAAGAACAGCGUGGCCGUGAAUGAUGGAGCCACAGGCAACCUGAAGAAGGCUCUGAUCCUCAAGGGCUCCAACGGACAGGAGGUCAAGGUUCAGGGCAACUCCCGCCUCAGAUACACUGUCCUGGAGGAUGGCUGCUCCAAAUCGAAUGGAGACUGGGGCAAGACUGUGAUUGAGUACAGAACUCAGACGCCAGCCAGACUACCUAUCGUAGACUUGGCCCCCAUGGACAUAGGCAAGGAGGAUCAGGAGUUUGGCCUGGACAUCGGCCCUGUGUGUUUCUCCUAAACCCAACACACAUGGACGGAUGGAUGGAUUUAUUUAACCUUAUGAGGAGUGAUUUUUUUUUAGAACGCCAUCCUCAAUCCUGUUCAAAGAGGCAAUCUGGAUUUCAAACAACAAAAAAGCACUCACUUUUAAGUUACAUUCUUAAAGAAUCAAUGGCUAUAUAUCACUCAUUUAAAAGAUUGCCUCUUGAAGAAUUAGGUUUCAGUUCGAUAACUAAUAAUGAACAACAACCCCUUGUGAUGUCAUCAAUUAGAAUCGUUAGGAAUGUUGUUGUCCAUUCUCCUCCAAAGGGUUAAACAUUCCCAAGACUCUUGGACUACCUGCUGAAGCAAUCAGCUUUGUACAUAAAGGCAGGGCGGAGAAACUACAGUACAGUAUAUGUACUGCCUGCUACUAAAAUAUUUAUUGCUUCUUUCCAAGAAACAACUAAAGUUGUUAGUGCAAUGGUACUGGUAGUAAUUACUAUUGAGGAAUGCAGGUGAAUUGUAUUAAGAAGUUUGUGUCAUAAUGGAGUUUCAGGGCCUGAAGGUUUCAGCUUGUUGAAAACAUGACAAUUUAUGGAGCUUAAUUGUCAGUGUUGUACGACGUUCCAUCAUACAUUUCUUUACCAGUUUCUCAGUGAAUGCCACUAAAUAGAUAUACUGUCACUUGAUGUAGAGACAAAACAACAACAAUUGUAUUCCUUUUUCAAAUGUAAAUGCAACAUAAGAAUGUCAAUUGCUCUUCACACGUUUAUUAUUCCUGUUUAUUAUUGAUAUUAUGAUAUUUUCUUCUGUCCACUGAUGGUGUUACGCCCAAUAAAAUGAAUCUCGUGCCCUUUUCA